Messenger RNA from Rattus rattus (black rat), 2967 nucleotides. RefSeq names its product lipase E, hormone sensitive type (gene Lipe). Gene Ontology annotation, cellular component: cytosol. Gene Ontology annotation, biological process: triglyceride catabolic process; cholesterol metabolic process. Gene Ontology annotation, molecular function: sterol ester esterase activity; triacylglycerol lipase activity. The record is from RefSeq and is a predicted model, not a curated record. NCBI's taxonomy places the organism in Eukaryota, Metazoa, Chordata, Mammalia, Rodentia, Muridae.
UUUUUUUUUUGGUCGUUGUGGUGGAUUGCGCGGUUCCUUUAACCUGAGCGAAUGGGCGGGCCAAAACCUUCGGCCCCGCCCAUUAAAGGCGGAGCUCAGCUAGGAGCCUGCCCAGGAUUGGACGGUUUAGGGGCCUGGCGGUGGUGUGUAACUAAGAUUGACUCUAAGAGAGGGACUUGAUCACUGGAAUUGGGCCCCGCGCCGGGACUGGAAAGAAUUGAUGGAGCCGGCCGUGGAAUCGGCGCCCGUGGUGGCCCAGGCCUCCAAGCAGGCCAAAGAAGGAUCAAAGAACCGCAGUCGCAGGCGGUGGCGAAAAGGCAAGGUCAAAGCCUCUGCAUUCUCACACAGCAUGGAUUUACGCACAAUGACACAGUCGCUGGUGGCACUCGCAGAAGACAACAUGGCCUUCUUCUCAAGCCAGGGCCCAGGAGAGACAGCGCGGCUGUCCAACGUCUUUGCAGGUGGGGAACAGGCACUGGGGCUAGAACCAACUCUAGGUCAGCUCUUGGGUGUGGCACACCAUUUCGACCUGGACACUGAGACACCAGCCAACGGAUACCGUAGCUUGGUGCACACGGCCCGUUGCUGCCUGGCACACCUACUACACAAAUCCCGCUAUGUGGCCUCUAACCGCAGAAGUAUCUUCUUCCGUGCCAGCCACAACCUAGCAGAACUGGAGGCCUACCUGGCUGCCCUCACCCAGCUCCGUGCUCUGGCCUACUACGCCCAGCGCCUGCUGACCAUCAACCGACCAGGAGUGCUCUUCUUUGAGGGCGAUGAGGGACUCAGCGCUGACUUCCUGCAGGACUAUGUCACGCUACAUAAAGGCUGCUUUUACGGCCGCUGCCUGGGCUUCCAGUUCACACCUGCCAUCCGGCCGUUCCUGCAGACUCUCUCCAUCGGGCUGGUGUCCUUCGGGGAACACUACAAACGCAACGAGACGGGCCUCAGUGUGACUGCAAGUUCCCUCUUUACGGGUGGCCGAUUCGCCAUAGACCCAGAGUUGCGUGGGGCUGAAUUUGAGCGCAUCAUACAGAACCUGGACGUGCACUUCUGGAAAGCCUUCUGGAAUAUCACGGAGAUCGAGGUGCUAUCGUCUCUGGCCAACAUGGCAUCAACCACCGUGAGGGUAAGCCGCCUGCUCAGCUUGCCGCCUGAGGCCUUUGAGAUGCCACUAACCUCUGACCCCAAGCUCACAGUUACCAUCUCACCUCCCUUGGCACACACGGGACCAGGCCCUGUGCUAGCCAGGCUCAUCUCCUAUGACCUGCGGGAAGGGCAGGACAGCAAGAUGCUCAACAGCCUGGCAAAAUCUGAGGGCCCACGCCUGGAGCUGCGCCCACGGCCUCAACAAGCCCCCCGCUCACGAGCCCUGGUUGUCCACAUUCAUGGUGGUGGCUUUGUGGCACAGACCUCCAAAUCCCAUGAGCCCUACCUCAAGAACUGGGCCCAGGAGCUAGGCGUCCCCAUCAUCUCCAUCGACUACUCCCUGGCCCCUGAGGCCCCCUUCCCCCGAGCGCUGGAGGAGUGUUUUUUUGCCUACUGCUGGGCUGUCAAGCACUGUGAACUGCUUGGUUCAACCGGAGAGCGGAUAUGCCUUGCAGGGGACAGUGCAGGUGGGAACCUCUGCAUCACCGUGUCCCUUCGGGCAGCAGCCUAUGGGGUGAGGGUGCCAGAUGGCAUCAUGGCAGCCUACCCAGUUACCACCCUGCAGUCCUCUGCUUCUCCCUCUCGUCUGCUGAGCCUCAUGGAUCCUCUUCUACCACUGAGCGUACUCUCCAAGUGUGUGAGUGCCUAUUCAGGGACGGAGACAGAGGACCAUUUUGACUCAGACCAGAAGGCAUUGGGCGUGAUGGGGCUGGUGCAGAGAGACACGUCCCUGUUCCUCAGAGACCUCCGCCUGGGCGCCUCCUCAUGGCUCAACUCCUUCCUGGAGUUAAGUGGGCGCAAGCCCCAUAAGACCCCAUUGCCCGCAGCAGAGACACUGCGCCCCACGGAUUCUGGGCGCCUUACGGAGUCUAUGCGCAGGAGUGUGUCUGAGGCAGCCCUGGCCCAGCCCGAGGGCUUGCUGGGCACAGAUUCCUUGAAGAAGCUAACAAUAAAGGACUUGAGCUUUAAGGGCAACUCAGAGCCAUCAGACAGCCCUGAGAUGUCACAGUCAAUGGAGACACUUGGCCCCUCCACACCCUCGGAUGUCAACUUUUUUCUGCGAUCCGGGAAUUCCCAGGAAGAGUCUGAAACCAAAGAUGAUAUAGGCCCCAUGGACGGAAUCCCCCGCGUGCGCGCUGCCUUCCCUGAUGGUUUCCACCCACGGCGCUCAAGCCAAGGUGUCCUCCACAUGCCCCUCUACUCGUCACCCAUAGUCAAGAACCCCUUCAUGUCUCCUCUGCUGGCCCCUGACGGCAUGCUGAAGACCCUGCCGCCCGUGCACCUUGUGGCGUGCGCUCUGGACCCCAUGCUGGAUGACUCGGUCAUGUUCGCGCGGCGACUGAAGGACCUGGGCCAGCCGGUGACGCUGAAAGUGGUAGAGGACCUGCCGCAUGGUUUCCUGAGCUUAGCAGCCCUGUGUCGCGAGACCCGGCAGGCCGCGGAGUUGUGCGUGCAGCGCAUCCGGCUGAUCCUCACCCCCCCUGCUGCACCGCUGACCUGAGCUGGGAACGGCGGGGGGCGGCACUAAAAGACCUCUUGCACCCUUCUGCGCGGGCUUCCGUGAUGAGUGCGCUCCGAGUCGGGCUCUAGGCCCCCUCGGUCGGGCUGGGCGGGAGGGGGCGGGCCGUGCCUUAACCAUAAGUGGGGCGGGGCAGGGGCCAAAAGCUGAACCUGGGGGAGGGGGACGCACACACACACACCUGUCACCGAGACAGCUGGACCUGUACUCUACCACUGCCUUCUACUGCUGCUGUGACCGACCACCGCUAGUCGGUUUUGCCUUUGUAAAUAAAAGUUAUUUAAUUAGGCCUUUUAAAA